CCCGGCGGUGACGUCCCAAGCGCAACAAUUAGUUCGAGGAAAAUAUUAAUAAUUUUAACUGAAAAUAAUCAUAUUAAAUAGUUAUAAUGUCUGUGUAUCGCUUUAAUCGUUUAGUUUAAUUUUAGAUUAGAUGUGUUAAGGAUUUUACGAAAAGGAAAAUGGCGGACACGCGAAUUUCGAUUUGAAUUUAGAAUGUCCUUUUCUUCAUAAAAAAAAUUAGGAAAUUCUUCGGCAUUUAUGUGCCAGUGCUGAAUCGAGUAUCGGUUCGCGAGUGCAAGGACACGAUUCUAAUCGAUAGUACGGACAUCGAUGGCCAGUUGAAUCCAGAACUCGGCUGGGCGUGCUGCUCCCACGACAUAGUAAUCGUUCAUGUCGCCGAAGGAGCAGUAGAUUGACGUCUCUCGGAGAGAUGACGACCGAAACGGCGACGCCGAACCAGGCGGAUGCCAGCACGGCGUUCCUGCGUGCGGCACGCGCCGGACAAAUUGAGAAGAUCAUUAGCCUUCUGGAGCAAGGAGUCGACAUUAACGUUAGCAAUGCUAAUGGCCUCAAUGCAAUUCACCUAGCUUCGAAGGACGGACAUGUGGAAGUUGUCCGCGAAUUGCUGCAGCGUGGCGCUGCCAUCGAUGCGGCGACUAAGAAGGGAAACACCGCUCUGCAUAUCGCUUCUCUGGCUGGACAGGAGACUGUGGUCAAGCUGUUGGUGCAGAAUGGUGCCCAGGUCAACAUCCAAUCUCAGAAUGGAUUCACGCCUUUGUACAUGGCUGCGCAAGAGAAUCACGAUGGCGUUGUCAAGUUUUUACUAGCAAAUGGAGCUAACCAGAGUCUCGCCACAGAGGAUGGGUUUACUCCCCUGGCGGUGGCGAUGCAGCAGGGGCAUGAGAAGGUGGUAGCUGUACUUCUAGAGGCGGACACGCGCGGCCGCGUGCGUCUGCCCGCGCUGCACAUCGCAGCUAAGAAGGAUGAUGUCAAAGCUGCCAAUUUGUUACUGGAGAAUGAACACAACCCGGAUGUAACUUCGAAGUCAGGCUUUACGCCGCUGCAUAUCGCGGCGCACUACGGCAACGAGUCUGUGGCGCGUCUACUCCUGGCUAAGGGAGCCGAUGUCAACUGUGCCGCUAAACAUAACAUCUGCCCCCUGCACGUUGCUGCUAAAUGGGGCAAAGAGAACAUGGUGUCGUUACUGUGUGACAACGGAGCCAACGUGGAAGCACGCACGAGGGAUGGCCUGACUCCGUUGCACUGCGCCGCGCGCUCGGGACAUGAGCGAGUCGCAGAGACCCUGCUUGAUAGGGGCGCGCCCAUCACUAGCAAGAGCAAGAACGGUCUCGCUCCCCUGCACAUGGCGGCGCAAGGAGACCACGCGGAGGCAGCGCGCGUGCUGCUCUCCCGGCGCGCUCCCGUCGAUGACGUCACAGUGGACUACCUCACCGCGCUGCACGUCGCCGCCCACUGCGGACACGCUAAAGUUGCCAAACUCCUACUAGACAGAAACGCAGAUGCAAACGCGAGAGCUCUGAACGGAUUCACGCCGUUACACAUAGCUUGCAAAAAGAACAGAAUUAAGGUCGUGGAAUUACUCCUUAAGUAUGGAGCAAGUAUCCAAGCGACCACGGAGUCAGGGUUGACUCCGCUGCACGUGGCCGCGUUCAUGGGCUGCAUGAACAUUGUGAUCUACCUGCUGCAGCAUGAGGCCAACCCUGACGUGCCCACAGUCAGGGGAGAGACGCCUCUGCAUCUAGCAGCACGGGCCAAUCAGACGGAUAUAAUCCGCAUCCUGCUCCGCAACGGCGCGGCUGUGGAGGCGAAGGCGCGUGAGCGCCAGACGCCGCUGCACAUCGCCUCGCGGCUCGGCAACGUGGACAUCGCGGUGUUGCUGCUGCAGCACGGCGCGGAUGUGCGCGCCCUCACCGCAGACCACUACAACGCGCUGCACAUCGCCGCCAAGCAGCAUAAUCAUGAUGUUGCCGCGGCUUUGAUCGAGCACAACGCACCUCUAACAGCGACUACAAAGAAAGGCUUCACUGCUCUCCAUCUAGCUGCUAAAUAUGGAAACUUAAAGGUCGCCAAUCUUCUGCUGGCACACGGCGCGUCGCCCGACCAGGCGGGUAAAAACGGCAUGACGCCGCUGCACGUCGCUGCGCAAUACGACCAGCAGGCGGUCGCCACCACACUAUUGGAGAAGGGCGCUGAUGCCAAGGCAGUAGCAAAGAACGGUCACACGCCGCUGCACAUCGCGUCCCGCAAGAACCAGAUGGAGACUGCGGCCACGCUGCUGGAGUACGGCGCGCUCACCAACGCUGAAUCUAAAGCUGGGUUUACACCGCUGCAUCUUGCAGCUCAACAAGGUCACACGGAGAUGUGUGCGUUAUUGCUGGAGCAUGGAGCGGAGGUGGACCAGCAGGCUAAGAACGGUCUGGCAGCCAUACACCUCGCCGCGCAGGAGGACCGCGUGCCGGUGGCACAGCUGCUGCUCAAGAAUGGAGGACAGGUGGAUAUAUGCACUAAGGGCGGGUACACACCGCUGCACAUCGCCAGUCACUACGGCCAGGCUAACAUGGUGCGAUAUCUGCUAGAGAACGGCACCUCUGUUAAAGCUCAGACCAAUCAUGGUUACACUGCGCUGCACCACGCCGCUCAACAAGGUCACAUCAACAUCGUUAACAUCCUACUGGAACACAAAGCUGAUCCGAACGCUAUCACAGUCAAUGGUCAAACUCCAUUGGACAUAGCGUCUAAGCUGGGCUACGUGACAGUGAUGGAGACGCUCAAGGAAGUGUCGGACCCCUCCAUCAGCGCGGCUUCGCAGGAGAAGUACAAAGUGGUCGCGCCGGAGACUAUGCUGGAGACAUUCAUGUCGGACUCGGAAGAAGAAGGAGAAGAUACUAUUCUGAACGACCAGCCAUACCGCUACCUGACGGCGGAUGAUAUGAAGUCACUGGGAGACGACUCCUUGCCUAUUGACGUCACCAAAGACGAGAGAACAGAAUCCGCUAUGAGCCAUAAGAAUAUUAUGGAGAUAUCUCAAGGAUCAGUGAACGGCAUCCCGUACCAGCCGCAGCAGGAGGUGGUGGUGAAGAGUAUCAGCCGCUACAGCACCGCGCAGGCCCCCAAGGGAUACUGCUACAACGUUGACCCCACGCAGCCUAAGAAGAAACUACAAUGGAAGAAUUUCCUGGUGUCGUUCCUGGUGGACGCGCGCGGUGGUGCGAUGCGCGGCUGCCGCGGCGGCGGUGUGCGCGUCAUAGUGCCGCCGCUCUCCGCACAACAACCGACCAGGAUCACCUGCAGAUAUCUGAAGCCGUCCCGCAUCAACCACAUGCCGCCGCUGAUGGAGGGCGAGGCGCUCGCUGCGCGCGUGCUUGAGAUGGGCCCAAUCUCCGCCAAGUUUUUGGGUCCUGUGAUACUGGAAGUGCCACACUACGCGUCUCUCCGCGGAAAAGAGCGUGAGAUAGUCAUCCUGCGCUCAGACAACGGCACCAGUUGGCGCGAACACAACGCGGAUGCUACUGAGGACGUCGUGCAGGACAUAUUGCAUGAAACACUGGAGAUUGAAGAAACCAACGACGAGGAGAAAGGCUGGGACGCGCCGCGCAUCACUCGCAUCCUCACACACGACUUCCCGCAGUACUUUGCUGUCAUAUCCCGCAUCCGACAGGAGGUGCAUGCUAUUGGACCUGAAGGUGGCAUGGUGUCGAGUUCCGUGGUGCCUCAGGUGCAGGCGGUGUUCCCUCAGGGCGCGCUGACCAAGAAGAUCAAAGUUGGCCUACAGGCACAAAUCAUAGAUUCCGAACUAACAGCGAAACUUCUUGGACGAGGAGUGGCAGUAUCACCAGUCGUCACCGUAGAACCAAGAAGACGGAAGUUCCAUAAAGCUAUAACCCUCAGCAUGCCAGCGCCUCGUCCUCAUACCCAGGGGAUGACAAACCAGUACAGCACAUCCUCAGCCCCAACUCUUCGACUGCUGUGCUCCAUAUCAGGUGGAACGAAUCGCGCGCAUUGGGAGGAUGUUACCGAGAACACGCCGCUUACUUUCGUCAACGACUGCGUGUCCUUCACCACGACUGUGUCUGCAAGAUAUUGGUUGAUAGAUUGUCGUCAUAUUGAAGAUGCUACUAAGAUGGCUACAGAAUUGUACAGGGAGGCCAUCCACGUACCAUUUAUGUCACGUUUCGUGGUAUACGCCAAGCGAACAGACGAGUGCCAGGCGCAGCUGAGGAUGUUCUGCGUCACUGAUGAUAAAGAGGACAAGACCUUGGAGAGGAUCGAGCGCUUUAUACAAGUUGCUAAGAGUCGAGACGUUGAGGUCCACGAAGGCAAACCGGUAUACUUGGAGUUCGGUGGGAACCUAGUCCCGGUUGCGAAGUCCGGCGAACAGUUAUCACUACCGUUCCGCGCCUUCAGAGAGAACCGGGUCGCGUUCCCGGUGAUGAUCAAGACUCAAGAUCUGGAGCCGAUCUGCCGCUGUCAAUUCAUGAGGGACCCUAAGGUCCCUAAGGGAGAGCCUUCUCCAGCGCCGAUCGCAAUCCUGAACAUAAUGGUGCCGGACGACAUCCCGGCUGAGAGGACAUCGCCCGUACAGCUGGACACCCUGCCGCGCCGCACUGAAGACCAGGAGCUCGUCUGGCGACAGAGGCUGAGAGAUCCACGAUUGGAAGACAUUUGCAACCUACUGGGCAAGGACUGGGUGGCGCUGGCGUACGAGCUAGGUGUGAGCGUGGCCACUGUCAACCAGAUACAGGCCAAGCGCAUCACCGCCGCUGAGCAGGCUCAACUCAUGCUGAAGCUAUGGAAGACGCAAUCCGGGACCAAGGCUCUAGAUAAUUCUCUAGAGUUGGCACUAUGUCGUAUCGGUAGAGACGACAUUAUCGCAUCCCAGUCAGAUGUCAGCAAUGAACGACGCAUACAACGCAACAUCUAUCAAGAAAGACAGGAAUCUGAAGAAAUCGAAGCAUACAAAGCGGAAGAAGACAACAAAGUAAAAGAAAGAAUUUAUGACGCCAAUCAAAUAGCAGAGGCGAUGCCACACGAAACUGAAAUAGACCAGGAUGAAGCUAAGUAUUCACCUGAAGAGAAAUCUGUUGUAGAUAAGAGCGAAGUGGAGAGAACUCCCACACCCAGCGAAGAUAGCGAGGAGGACGAAGAUGUAAAACGUAGUGUAGCCGAAAGGAAGGAACAAAUUACUAAAAAGCUCAGUUCAAGCAAAAUACCAGCUUCAAAACAAAAGAAAGAAAUUCGCGAAGAAAUUAUCGAGAUUAAAACUCAAAUAAAACCAGACAUCAAAAAAUUCCACGACAUUGAACAGCAGGUAAAAGAUAAAGAACCAAAAACGGAACGAAAGUGUCCGAAAACAUCACCUGACACUGUAGAAGAACAAAGAGAAAUCGAAGAGCCUGUAGAACACGUUGAACACAAAGUUGAAGAAAUAAAAGUUGAGCGUCAUGUAGAACAGUUUAGAAAAUUCGACCCAUCGUCACCAGCAAAGCCAACGCCUAAACAUUUGCAAAGACAUAUGAGAAAUGAAUCCAUGAGAUUCCCGUCUGGAGACUUUUCUAAUGUUACUAUCACCCCGAGAAAAUCUAUUACUGUUGAGACAGUAGAAACGAAACAAGUAAUCGACACUAAAACCGACUCAUUUCCAAAAGAAGUAAUUUCUCAAAAGGAGAUAGACAGUGCGAGAGUCGAAGAAAAAUUAGACGAUGGUGAUAAAUCGCCAGAACUUGUUAUUGAUACCGAAAAAGACGUAGCGGAAGCAACAUUGAGAGAUAAAAUCAGUUCAUUUGAAUCUAAAAUUUCUAAAGAACCAUCUAUUGACGCUACAAAAACUAUUAAACUUACGAAGGAGGCGUUGAAAAAACAUACCCUUGAGCAAGAUCAAAGUAUAGAAUAUACUCAGGAAUUCGUUAGAGAACAAUCAAAGCAGAUAUUGAGCGCUGACACUCGAGAACAUGUUAUACAAAAAGUAAUAGUUGAAUCGGAAAGGCAUGUAGAGACAGUCAAGUCGGUAAAAGAAACAAUACAACAGUUUGACACAAAAACAAAACAAGAAGACAAAAUUAAACCAUUCCCUAAAACUAUGAGAACUGAUUCAACAUUGGUACAGGUUUCAUCUGAGGAAGACAGCGAAUUCCUAAAGAAGUCAACUGACUCAGAAACUGAGACUGAAUCACAAACAACAGUUAAAGUAGAAAAAGAUAAACUGAAAUCAAAAGUUAGUGCUGAAAAACUUUUUUAUGACGGAAAACUUGACCUGAGGGAUAAAACUGAACCAAAACCUGAAAAGGGUCAAGAUAAAGAUGAUCAACAUAAAAAAGAUGAUGACGAUCAAGAUAAAAAAGAUAGUGACAGGGUAGCGAUUUCAGAGAUAAAGCUGGAAAAACAAUUAACUCAAGAAUUACGGAGUAAAGUUAGUGAAGAAGAUAUCACAGAAGACAUAGAACAAAAAGAUGUCUCUAUUAGGCAAACAGAAAAGACGGAUACUCAACAGUCUACAGCAAGCACGAAAUCUGAUUUAACUAAGUAUACUAAGACAGAUUCAACUGGUUCAGACUUACAUGACUCUGUUGCACGCAAGAUUUCUCAAGAUUCUCCUGCACAAUCAACUAUAGAUAAAGUAGAUUCUUUAGCAGAUCUGCAACAAAGUACUGAAAAAGACAUCAGUUUUGUAUCGCAUACGGAAUCUAAGGCAUAUUCGAAACAUAGAAGCGAUUCUUUGGACGAAGCGUCACAAUUUUCUGAUUUAGAAGACCAAGUAGGGAUAAGCCCUGCACACCGACCAGUUCAUGAUAAAGAAAUGUUGAUUUCCUCAAAAAUGGAAGAAAAGAUAUCGACAAUCAGUGAAGCUAAAAUAGGUGAGAGUAUUAAAGAAGAAGUUCUUCAAGUUGUAAAAACUGAGACGGAAUCAAUACUUAAAGACACUGAAAAGAUAUCACCAUCCAAGGAAUCGCCUGUUAUAAGUUCAAAAGCGCGACAGUUCAUAGAAACUGUUCCAGAAGAUGAUUCCGUGCAAGAAUGUUUCUUCUCGAAACGUAUUUAUUCAGACUCCUUAGAGGAUUCUGAGCAUACUGAUUCACGACGUCAUUCAGAAGCAGAAUCUCUGAAAUCAGACCAAUCAGAUUUUAGGGCCAAAAUUUCUUCAUCUGAUUUUGAUGAACGGGCGGAAUACGAGGAAACUGCAGACUCUGGUAGUGGAUUCGGAGAUGAAAAGUUUGAAGAAAGUAUUGGAUUUACAGCUAUUAAAAUAGAUCCAAAAGCUUUGCACAGAGAUAGCAAAGAUUCCGAUUCUGACAAAGUUGAAGAAACUGAGGUAGUUUUCAAAAAGGUUCCUAAACGUCAUUCUAGAACAGAAUCUAUUUCUAUAUCAAAGUUAAGUGAUUUGCAACUGGACAUUGAAUUACCUAAGCCUAAACAAGAAUUUCAAAUGAUUGUUACUGAGGCAGAAGAAAUAGAAAAAUCAUUUGAAAAAGAUGAAGCAUCUGAUAAAGUUUCAUCUGAAAGUAGCAGAGAAGUAGAAAUAUCUGACCGAAAAUCAUCAGAGGGUGUAUCAGACAGAAUAUCUUCAGAAGACGCUGUCACUGAUAAAAAGACUUCGUCUGAGGAAGAAGCCGCUAAGGAAGGUCAACGGCUGUUAGAGCAGGAAUCCGAAAAAGAAUACAAGGAGUCAGUGACGACGGAAACCGCUGAACUCAGAACACGUGUUCAAAAAGAAGAAAUCGUAGAUAAAGUUGCAGUAGAAGCUAAGCGACAAUCUGUUACAUCAGCGGGAUCUGGUUCUAUCGGUGAAUUACGGUUAGAAGAAAAGAGACUUUCUGAUGCCCAAAGUCUUACAGAAUCAAGAGAUUACACAUUCGAAGAAUCUGAGGAUGAUAUUGCUACACAAGGAACGCAUGUUGACAUACCUAAAGAAAAAUCUGAUCAUAAGGAAUACGAUGUAAAAAUCGAAUCUCCUGUUAAAAUAAGCGAGCCUACAAAACCAGCAAAGUUGACACAUGGUGACUCAUUAGAUGACGUUGAAGGUUUCCCUGAAGAUCAUGCUGAAUAUGUACAUAAGUUACCACAUAUAUCAGAAUCAGGAUUACCAUCCGACAGACAUUUAGUGCAAGAUUUUCUCAAUAAUGAGCGAGAAGCACAAUUAAAACGCGAAACAGUCGUAACGAUUACAACGAUAACGAAAACGUUAGAACCACAUGAAAAAAUAAUUAAAUCCGAAGAUCACCAAUCAGUUUUAGAGUCUGAACCUAUAACAUCACAAACAGUAGAUGUUACAACAGAAUCUAAAAUAACAACAUCAAGUAAAAUAGAAUCAGAAACAAAAACAGCUCUUAGCGACAGCAAAUUUGAUGUGAGCAAAAUAAGGACCGACACGCUUGGAAAGUUUGAAAUAUUAACUGAAAGCAAAGAUGUCAAGUACGAUAAAGAGUUGUCUACAGAAGAAUCAAGUUUAGAGGAUAAAACUGAUACUUCCAAAGAACAAGAAAAAUCUAUAAUAGACGAUUUAUCGCAGAAAAGUAGCAUAAUAUCUGCCUCUAGAAGCCCAACCAUAGAAAAAGAUAUUAAAACAAUAACUAAAGAAAUUGUUGAGAGUGAAAAGCGAUCCUACGACGCUAAAGUACCACAAAAAGAAGAAAGACGACAUUCUUGUAUAAGCCCUGCAAUUUCACUGGAAAGAAUCGCAGAGUCAGAGAUUGAAAUGGAAGAAGAAUCACCCAAACCAAUUAAAUCAAAGGAUAAAACGACUAGUUUAGAUAAGGAAGACUCUGAUAAAACAGGCAUGAAGAAAUCUGAUUCAGCAAUGAAACAAAUGGCAGACAAUAUAGAGAUUAUAAUUAAACAAGCUUCUGAAGAUAUUGAUAUUUCAGUUGAAGAAACUGACAUUGUGAAGGUAGAUACAGAGAAACCUGAAUUAGAGGAUAUAAGUGGAAAAGUCUCUGUAGACUCUAUUAUUGAAGAAGCGGUAACUACUGUCGAAGGAUAUCUAAAAUCUUCGGAAGAAAAAGAAGAAGAGGUGACAACUGAAGAUGUCCAAGUCCUAAAAAUGGACGCUAAAAUUAAAGAACGUCCAAGUUUAAUGAAAUCUUUGUCGAGGGACAGUGGAGAAAUCGCAAUCAUACCAAAAAAGAAACAAACAAGAACGUUUUCAGUGCAGAGUUCCCCAGAGGAAGUCGAGGAGCAAAUUUACACGGAUUCUGAAUCAGAUAUGGAUAAGGCAAAAGUACUGGAGAUAAUAGAACCUACCACUGAAACAGACGGAAAAAUUCCUGCAUCUAGUUUCGACACGAAGAAAUUAAGAACUGAUUCACUUGACGAUGCAGAUGACUUCCCGGAAAAAGAGUCGGAUUAUUUUACAGACGAAGAUAAAUGUUAUGAACACAUUCCUGAAUCAAGGGAUUUAGUUAAGCCGGAAGACAAAAUGGAACUUCACGAACCUGGCGCGUCAACAACUUUUACACAGGAAACAGAAAGGGAAAAAUCAUCAGAAAAAUUAGUUAAGAAAACUCACUUUGUUGACAGUCUAUUACGGUCGGAAUUCGUAUCUAAAUCGACAACCGAGUCAUCUGUGACCACGGUUAUUUCAACUUUGACCAAAUCAUCAGAUGAAGAUCAAAAAUCAGUUAUUGAAGAUGGUACUUCGGCUGAUUUCUCAAAAAUGAGCGGAGCAGACUUAGUCAAAGAUUCGUCUAAAACGUCUUUAGAUGCUAAAGAAGACUAUAAGCUUGAAGAACAAGUAGACGAAAGGGUACUAACCCCUGAUUUAUCUAAAAAGUCUAUUGACUUAACAAAAGAUUAUUCCAAGUCUUCAAUGGAUAGUAAAGAUACUUCAAGAGACUUCGCUACAAAUGAACUUUCCAAAGAUUCUACUGCUGAUCUGUCAAAGGAUUACUCAAAAGCAUCAAUAGACAGCGUUAAAGAAUCAUCUAAAUCGAUUGAUGAAAAAACAUUUUCGGAAGACCAUUCGUCAUUCGAUGUGUCUAAAACAUUAGCCUCGGACAUUUCCGAAGGGAUUACAAUGAGUAAAGAAUUCAUAGAAGAAGAGAGAUCGGUGUCUAAGAUUAUAAAGAUUUCAACAAGUUCUUCUCAAGAAACGUCUUUUAUGACUGAAAGUAAAUUAUUAAGCGAACAAGACUCUUUUGGUAAAACAAGGACAAUAGAUAAACAAGAGAAAGAUGAUCAGCAACAAAUUGAGGAGAAAGAAAGUCAAAAAAUCAGUGAGAAAGAUGAGUCAGGGACAACUGAUGACGAUGUAAGCAAGGUAAAUACAUCCGAUAUGAAAGAGCUGAACAGAAGAUGUUCAAAUCUUCUGGAAGACAUAUCAUCAGGCGCUUUGAUAAGAAUAGAUUCUAGUCACAUUACACAUGAUUUGGCAUCAAAGUUUUCUAAAACUCCACCGCCGUCACCGGUUGAUUUAAUUUUAAAAGACAGAGCUAGAUCAGAAGACAGUGCUGGCGAUAAGCAAUCCGGAAUGCAUCUAAAAGGUUCCGACGCUACGUUCUUGGACGCAAACAGACAAUCACCACGAGCUUCCUCUGCCGGAGAUAGUUUAUUAAGUGAAACCGAAGCUCAUCAAAGUGAAAUAUUAACUGAAGCGUCGAAGGUACUAAGUGAAGCCGCUAGACCUAAGUCUCCGAUCAAACAUCUUGCUGAUAAUUUAUCAUUCGUGAACGUCGAUCAACCGACUAUAACAAGCGGUGCAGUUGAAUUAGUUGACCGUACUAUAGAGAAGAGUAUGGAUGUAAUAGAUCAAAUUAAAAAAGAACAACUUGCCGCUAAAAUGGAAGAAAUGCAUAAAAUAAUUCCAACCGAAAACUUUUAUACUACCUCUGUAAUAGAAACCUCUACCUCAUCUUCUUCAAUUCAUAAAACAGUCGAAGGUACGGAAUUAACGUUCCAAAAUAUUGAUCCUGAGGCUGUCAUGUCUGAUAUGAUUACAAAGCUUGGAGCAACUCAGGAAGAGUUUAGCACCAUCUUAACACAGAAAGAAACUGAAACAAGAAAAAUAUCUGGACAAGAAUUUUAUACCGAAACUAAGCACGUCUCCUCUUCCGAUGAUGAUUCAGUAGUAAUAAAAACCGAAACUACUCAUGAAUUAAGAGGACAAGAACAUGAAGUAAAAGAAAAAUCUAUUGUCAGAAAAGAAGGAGAUCAAACUGAAACUACAGAAAAGAAAUUAGAGAAGGCACACGAAGCUUCUGCUAAAAGAUCUGACGUAGAGACUAAAACUGUUUUUAAAAGUACAGAUGAUACCGAUGUUAUAAAAGUAGAGAGAGAAUUUACGGAACAAGGGCUGUAUGCUGGUCGACAGACGAAAUCUGAAGAGAAAAUGACUGCUCUUAAGGAUGAGACUGUUAAGAAAAAACAGGAAGUUAAAAUUUCUGAAAGAGAAAUGUCACAUGAACAGUGGGGUAAAGAAUAUUUUACUGAACCUGGAGAAUUAGAAGAUAUUCAGGAAGCUGAUGAUAAAUCAAAAGUGGCUUAUGUUGACUCUUCUCUAAAAAUUGUUGAGAAAGAUGAAGUUGUUUCAACCACAGAGAUCAGUGAAAAAGGAAAAGUGGUAAGUUCAAAAGUCGAACACCACAGAGAAGAAUCUGUAAUCGAAAGUAAAGAACACGACGACCUCAGUUCUGAUGCCUCUCAUGCACCAAGUUUUAAAACUGACUCAGCCGAUAAGAGGGAUUCAUCUGAAAUGAGCCCAAGAAGUAAAUCUAAGUCUUUCAAAAAAGAUAACGAAGUGUAUGAAGUCGACUUUAUAAAAGAAAUUAAGGUUUCAACUUCGCCUAUUAAAAGUUCAUUUAGUCGAACUGGGAGUCAAGAUACUCAUUCGGAAUCAGAAGUAGUACCUGAUUUACCACAUGAUGAUAAAACAGGAGAAACUCCCAAAAAGGAUAAACCGAGUAAAUCCCCCAUAAAGCUACAGCAAUAUCAAAUACAAGAUCAAGUAUUAGAAGUAUCGCUACAUAAAGCCGACUCUUUCGUGAUGGGAGAUAUUGAACCAACAAGCGCUAAACAAGAUAUAGGCGAAUCGACUUCAAUUGAAAGCCCUAAAAGUGACGUCAAGAUCGAAAUCAAAUCUAUUGAAGUUGCAGAGAGUGAACAAUCUGUUAAAUCUGUGAAAAUGGAUUUGAUGCCGAAUGUUAUCGAAACAGAACGAACAGAAUGGGAAGAAUCGACUACUACAACUAAAGAUUUAAUGAUAAAGUCGAGUGAAAGCGUGGAUACUGAAUAUAUGAUUAAGUCACUUGAGUCACAUGACGGUGAAAUUCUGCAAAAAUCUAUGGAUUCUACUGUAAGUGCAGAAACAUUGCAACCAUCAGAAUUUUCAACCGAAGGUGAUUCCGCGUAUUUGACUGGAACAGAUCACAAAAAGGAGGAAAUAAAAUUAAUUAAAGAGAAAAGUCUCGAAGACAUUUGCAGCAGUGGAUAUGACACUGAUCUCUCUUCUGCCGAGUUUCAUGGACUGAAACUUGAAACAGAAAAGGUUGAUUUUGACACGUUGAUGUCUGCUCAACCGCUCGCUGACUUGUCAGUUUUGGAAAAAACUAUAGAUGAAGUCAAGCAGUCUCUUGAAGCAGCGCAAGUAGAAAUCAUAAGUGAAAAAAGUGACGGGAGUAGUAAAUAUAAGCAGUCUCCCUCCGAAUUUCAAUUUAAAUUACUAAUAAGUCCCGAAAGGCCGGAUGUUAUAACAGAAGAGCCUCACCAUACCGACGAUUCAAGUAAAGUUAUAACUGCUCUUGAAAAGGACGAAAAAUUAUUAGACAGUCAAAAAUCCGAUAGCGUCUCACAAAAGAUAAGCUCACUAGACGAAACUAUAACAUCUGAAGAAGAAAAAGACACCGUUCAAAUAAAAGAAUUAAGCCCACCACUCGAUUCUGGAGACUUGUCAGUAAAAUCGGAUAGCGGACCGCAUUCAAUUUUAGAAACUGAAAGUGAAAUUGGAUUUUCUGACCGUGAUGGCUCUUCGAAAGGCAGUCCAGAAGUAAAAUUGCGAGUUCACAAACAUAUAACAAGCAAACUGGGUGUAGUUGAAAGACGCUCGGCAUCUGAAGUUGAAGGAUGGUCUAGUUCUGGCGAUAGUCACUAUCAAAGUUUUGAACACUCGGAGAGUAGACCGUUAUCUUCAGAUAUCGAGGUCAUGUUAACAGCCCAGAGUGGAACUGAAUUCGAAACCGCACUUACAAGCCAUGACGUCUCUUCCCAAUCACUCAGAACAUCCAAAGAUUACUUUACAGCAGGAAGUUCGCUUGCUUCAAGAGACAGCAUGAAAAGUUUAGACUCUGAUGGGUCUAGUCACGUAGCGAGUAUUGAUAUUUCAGAUGCAUCUGAAACAUUAGUUCCUUCAGCUAAUGAGCUUAAAGAAGAAUUGAUGGAGAGUAGUACUUAUGUAGAACAAUUCCUUCAUGAAACAGAAAAAGAACAAGUAACUAAAUCAAAGGAAUUGAGCGACGAGGAAGGAUCAGGUGAUGACGAGGACCAUAAACCUGAUGACAUCGAAACCUUAGGUAAAAUGAAAAGGUCGCAUGAAAUGCGGUUUACACCAAAAGAAAUGAUUCCAGAACACUUUCCUUUAGACGGAACAUCCGAAAGCGUUGAGCUUGAAGAUGAUUCAACAAAGGAUAAGGAUGGGUCAGAUACAACUAUUUCUAGUCAACUUAAGACUGAUGAAGUUUUAUCGUCGUCUAUUUCAAAAAUAGAUAUAUCAUCGUCGUUAUCACAAACAGAAAUAAACAAAGAAGACGACUUGGAAGAACCAAUCAUUGUAAAAGAAUCAACUACCAAAGAAGAAGCAAUACCUUUUGCUGUAACAAAGAUAGAUAAACCUCAAAGAGAGUUAGUAGAUAUCGAUAGUCAAAUAAUACCCGUAGGAUCUACGGAAUUCCAAGAAAUUGAGAAAUUCGGGAGUAUAAAAACUCAAACAAUACACGAUGACAAUGAACUUAUUCGACAAAAAGUUGUUCAAACUGAACAGAGUGUACCAAAAGAAAAAGCUGAGAAAGGUGAAGUCACAGAGGAGUGCGUAAAAAAGACCGUGCAAGAUGUGAGUGUGGUUCCUUUUCCUAUCACGGAAAAACCACCAAGUCAAAGGGAACUUGUUGAUGUAGAUGAAGAAAUAAUACCUGUCGGAACAAAGCAAUACGAUGAAAUAUCAAAAUCGAAAAGUGAUUCUUCAGUACCUAAAACAAAAGCAGAAAAAUCCACAGUAUUGCAAACGGAAAGUCAGUUGGAAAGUAAACAAAGCUCUACGUCCAGUUUAAAAACUCAUGAGCACAUUUCGACUCCGCAUACACCAUUAUCUGCGCCUAGUCAAAGUUCGCUCUCCACAGAAAACGGUCGAGAGUAUGUCUUGGAUGAUAUGUACGACAUAUCUGAGGCACCGGAAUUAAAAUCAGAUUUCGCAACCGAAAGCAGCAGAUCAGAACUAGUAGUUACAACGGAAGAUAAAACCUUACGAUCUUACGAAAAGGAACAAGAAUCGCCAACCAGUGAUGAAUUUGAAAUGCUCGAUAAACCAUGUGAAAUGGAUGAUUUUGUGGUAAUAGAAGAAGUAGCGAAGGAAGCUCAAGAAACAGAUCCGGAGGGAAAAAGUGUUAAAAUUGUCACUCAAAAAUAUGUAAAAAGACAUGACGAAGAAGUCGAGGAAUACUUAUCAAAAACCGCAAAGAAACAAGACAGCAGCAGUGCCUCUGGUUCGUUAUCUGACGAGGAAUUACUCCAAUUCGAAAUAGAACAAAAGAAGUUGCAAGCUCAAGAAUUAGCUGAAAUCGAAGCAGGUAAACGUUGGAUACAAAUGCAGUUUGAAGGAGACCCAAGGUAUGAUUAUGAAAGAAUACCACUGGAAGAUAUUAAAGAAGAAGAAAUGACCGAUUUUGAUGCAAGUAGAAUUGGAAGUUUGAGCUCUCAAAAAGAAUCUAUUGGUAGUUACGGUAGUUUCAGAAAUUCUUACGGAAGUUUAUCUGAAUCCGAAAUGGCUUCCCGUAUACGAUUCAGAGUGCGUGGAGAAAACGAUGAUAUAUCUAUCAGUUCUCUGCAAGAAUUUGAGAAUCUUGAAAGAGCAUUAAUGGAGCAGUAUCAGCAACAUUCAUCCUCAUCUCAAGACUCCUUAAACGGAUCGUUACCGCGACGAUAUAUUCUCAGUAGGAGUCAGGGUGAUGAUAUAUCAGUUUCAAGUCUUAAAGAAUUCGAAGGUUUGGAGUCUGCAUGCUUAGAAGCUUUAAAAGCUGAAAUUCUAGCUAAGCAGAAAGAAGCUUUGUUACAAGCUGAUCCGAAGGUAGCAACUGGCAGCUUUUUAGAGCAAGAGAAGCGUUCUUACAGCAGUAGUUCAGACAGUAGUCCACCUCUGAAAUUAGGAAGCCCAGGACAAAAGUCUGGAAGCCCCUCUCAGAAAGGAGGAAGCCCGUCUCAAAAAGUUGGUAGCUAUGGUAGUCCAUCGCAACGUCUCUUAGCUGAUUCAGCCGCUAUAAGAAAACUGAUUGACCAACAACUAGCCUUAGAACAAAGAAUGCAAGAACAAGUCGUACCUAAAAUUAUAACUGUAAAGAAACAUGACGACCGCGGCGCAUUUUUCGUGCCAGAACCUGACCCAGAGACUUCAAAGGAUAAAACAGACGAAGCAGUAGAGGAAUGUACGAAAUCGUCAGCUUUCGUGUGUGCCGCCGCUCCGAGUGAUGGGUCGGCGGAAUCUAUACCCGGAGAUUGCGAGGAGAUGAUGAAAAUCUUGGACCAAGAGGAGAAAGCAAAACGUCAACAAAAGCAACUUCAAGCUAUAUCGAGGACGUUCUCGGAAGGCGGCGGGGUUAUUGAGGUUGUUCGAACGACAACAGUCAUACAGCAAAGAUUUGUAGAUGGAAAGAAAGUAUCGGAGACCGUUUCGAGUACUGAUAACGAGGGGGCUGUUGAUAUUCCAUCGAGAUCUAUACAAUACGAUGACGGAUGCAUGUCUCUAGGAUCCGAGAUGUCCUCGUCUUUGGCUUCUCAGCCUUCUGAAAUGGAUAGUUUAAUGACCGUAAUGGAAAAGCACUCUGGGGGGGAGAUCGUAACUGUGUCACAUCAGACUAUCAUAACAUCUUCGGAGAAGCCGGAGGACUUAGAGUUUAUGCGCGAAGGCAGCGGCAUACGUGAGCUGUCGCCCUCCUCCGGGAGGUCGGUAGCUCACAGCUCGUUCUCUAGCAAACACUUUACAGAUCCUGCAAGCGGUUCCUGGAGCUGUCAAGAUGAGGAGUUGAGUUCUUCUGGCAGUUUCAGCAGAGCCCGAGCUGACCUAAUGCUGGGUAGCACAGACAGUCUAGAAGCAACUAGUUCUAACGCAACAAGAGCUACAUUCAACUACGAAGUCGACACACCAAUGACUGGCAGCCUCACUUCUGGAGAGAUAACAGCGGUACGCCCUCUAGGGUCCAACACUAUGGUGUCGUCGCUUGACACUAUGGACCCCAUCACCGCCGUGCAAGUUGAAAGUCUGGAGUACCAGUCCAGUGAACAACAUUCACAUGAUUAUGAAGUACAGGAACCGGAGACGGAUACUGAUAAAUUGGAUUCGGAUGGUCGUAUACCAAAGGCGAAGGAGCGUACAAUAAUGUUCGACAGUACAGACACACUGAGCGCAGUAAGUGCUGACAGCUCGGUGCGGGAAGCGACAGUCGAAGCACCAGCACCUACAUUUUACAUCGGAGAUACGCCAAUAUUGAAAGCAGAGAAGAAAGAAGAUGAAGGUCCAUCGCAGCUGUCAGGCAGCUGCCCCGCCUCUCUGCCGCCCACCACUCACCCUUCCCCACCUAUACCUGCUCAGAGAAGAUCUCUCACAAUGAUUGCAAAGUCUCCACUCUCAAGCCUCGAAGAAAUAGCUAAGAAAUAAAUUAGUUAGAUAAAACAUUUUGCUACGACAAUUUCAAAUAAAAACAAAAACUUAGCUUAAGCGAUCACGAUACGCUUAUUUAGCAAAAUAAAAAGAUUUAGACAACAAAAUAUUUCGACAAACUCUUUAAUUGUAAAACAAACAACGUUCCAUAACU
Molecule: messenger RNA, 17000 nt
Organism: Papilio polytes (common Mormon)
Lineage: Eukaryota; Metazoa; Arthropoda; Insecta; Lepidoptera; Papilionidae
Exons: 52
Coding region: 410-16843 (5477 amino acids)
Biological process (GO): signal transduction
Molecular function (GO): protein binding
Source: RefSeq, a predicted model, not a curated record